AUGGAAACAUUGAAGAAGAAUCCGUCAAUCAGAAGAAAAAGCAAGCUAGCGAGAACAUUUCAGAAGGUAUGCAGCCUGAGGACGACGUCGACGAAGGUGUCGUCCAACAACGGAAUCGGCAUCUGUAUGUUGAAGUCACAGAAUCCAAACUUCGUCGAUGAGGAUGACGAUGGAGAUUCCGUCUUCGAUCUGAAGAGUACUUCGAGCAGCAGGAGUGGAGAGAUUAAGGUGCGAGAGCGGCAGAGAGCCGUCUUAGAAGCGGUGGUUGCGAAAAUCUUCGCCAGCACGACUACCAUUAAAGCCGCGUACGCAGAGCUUCAGAUGGCGCAGCGUCCGUACGACAACGACGCGAUACAGGCGGCGGAUACGGCGGUGGUCGAGGAGCUUAGGGCCUUGUCGGAGCUGAAACGGAAUUUUCUGAGGAAGGAGCUGAAUCUGUCUCCUCAAGUGGCGAUUAUGCUCGCUGAGAUCCAGGAGCAGCAGAGCUUGAUGAGGACGUACGAAAUCACAAUCAAGAAGCUCGAAUCGGAAGUUACGGAGAAGGAAUCGAGAAUCGAUUCGUUGACGACGAACCUCGAAGAAAACUCGGCGUUUAAUAAAUCGCUGGAGAAGAAACUCACGGCGAGUGGAUCCAUCUCUCUGUUCGAUAGCAUCCAGUUUUCGAAUUUGAAUUUAAGCCACUUCGUUCAGAUUCUAGGUUUUACGUUGAGAUCCGUACGGAGCUUCGUCAAAUCGAUGGUGAAGGAAAUGGAAUCGGCGGGCUGGGAUCUCGACGCCGCCGCUUCCGCCGCCUUAUCGACAACCGUCCGAAACGCCCCCACCGUCUUCGGCAGGCCGAGCCACCGUUGCUUCGCGUUCGAAUCGUUCGUCUGUGGGAAAAUGCUGGAGAAUUUCGAUUCUCCCAAUUUCUCGUUACCUAACGUCGACGAUAAACCGACCCGUGAGCAAUUCGAAAACCUAAGAUCCGCCGACCCGAUCCAGUACUUGACCCGGAACCCGGGUUCCUCCUUCGCGAGGUUCACGCUCCACAAGUACUUGAGCGUGGUACACGCGAAGAUGGAGUGUUCCUUCUUCGGGAACCUGAACCAGAGGAAGCUGGUUAACUCGGGCGGGUUUCCGGAUUCGGGUUUCUUCGCAACGUUCUGUGAGAUGUCUAAACGGAUCUGGCUUCUGCACUGCUUGGCGUUUUGUCUCAGUGAAAACGUCACGGUGUUUCAGCUCAGAAGAGGUUGUAGAUUCUCUCAAGUGUACAUGGAGAGCGUGAAAACAGGCGACGAGUCACUCUUCUCCGGCGAUAAUGCAGAUAUCCGGGUCGGGUUCACGGUUGUCCCCGGGUUUAAAAUCGGCGAUAUGGUGAUACAGAGCCAAGUUUACUUAUCUCCGGUGGCCGGUUUUCCUCCGCCGGUUACUUCAUGA
Molecule: messenger RNA, 1416 nt
Organism: Thlaspi arvense
Lineage: Eukaryota; Viridiplantae; Streptophyta; Magnoliopsida; Brassicales; Brassicaceae
Source: the annotation of a GenBank genome assembly